AUGAGUAAUCCGCAUUUCACCCAUGGCGAUAGGGCCUUCCUUCAAGCCAUUAUGGCUCGAGGAUCAAUUACUUUCGAAGAAGCUCGACCUAUCCUUGCUGCAAUUUUCAACGCUGGUCGCAAUCAAGCCGAGGAUGACGACGAAAUACGGAGGGACCAAAUCACCGAGGAACAUUUUCAUGAGGCUAUAGACAAAGCUUCCGAAGCAGCGUCGCUAUUCGACUACGAAAUCCGCACCACUUCUCAUCAAGUAACAAAGAGACGAAUAUGGGCUCUGGUCAACACCACUUCCGAUCCACAAACACAGCUUGCCACUUCCUACAACCCCGAAGAGCUUGCAUUCAUCAAGAGAGUACUAGACGCCAUGUUCGAAAAAUUCAACACACCACGUAUGGAAGUCAUGGCCAUUACGGAGAUGCAGGCUAUUAAACUGGCCCGACCGAACCGACGGGAAAGUCAGAUUGAUAUGGAUACACAGACACAGACACAGACAGCUGCAGACAAAGGUCUAAAGCAUAGUGAAGUUGAAACUGUGCUCGCGAGUCUGGUCGAGGGAGGUUGGUUUGAGAAGAGUCAAGAAGGGUUUUAUACACUGUCACCAAGAGCGCUGCUCGAAUUACGACCCUGGCUGGUGGAAACGUACAACGACCCCGACCUUGGCCCGCGGGACUGGCAGCGCAUCAGAUUUUGCGAAGCGUGUAAGGAUACAGUCACGAUGGGCUUGAGAUGCUCCGAGAUAGACUGCAACUUUCGACUGCACGAGAUCUGCGAAGAGGCUUUCUGGCGAACUAGAAGAGACAGGAAAUGCCCACGAUGCGCUACCGAGUGGACAGGCAACAAGUACACAGGUGAAAGGGCAGUAACAUCAACCGACGCCUUCCAACGGGGACGACGCAAGAAUGGCGGAGGUUGGCGACGAAGCACACUUGCUGACGAGGUUAUUCGAGACGAGGGAGGUGCAGACGAGGCAGAAGACGAGGAAGAGAAUCGUUACGACGCCGAUUGA
This is a messenger RNA of Fusarium coffeatum, 1005 nucleotides long. RefSeq lists its product as uncharacterized. Lineage: Eukaryota; Fungi; Ascomycota; Sordariomycetes; Hypocreales; Nectriaceae. Gene Ontology annotation, cellular component: nucleus; Smc5-Smc6 complex. Bases 1 to 1005 code for a protein of 334 amino acids. Gene Ontology annotation, biological process: double-strand break repair via homologous recombination; DNA damage tolerance. The transcript has a single exon. Gene Ontology annotation, molecular function: ubiquitin-protein transferase activity. The record is from RefSeq and is a predicted model, not a curated record.